This is a messenger RNA of Trichobilharzia szidati, 1333 nucleotides long. The record is from the annotation of a GenBank genome assembly. Lineage: Eukaryota; Metazoa; Platyhelminthes; Trematoda; Strigeidida; Schistosomatidae.
GGCUUACUGGCAGUUGAACAGCAUGGAUUCCGACCAGGACGAUCCUGCUUAACAAACUUACUGUUAGCUAGGGAAGAUUGGGUCGAGGCCAGAGAUAAAAACCUUCUGUUGGACGUGGUUUUUAUUGAUCUUAGCAAGGCAUUCGACAAAGUAUCCCACUUAGGUCUCCUUAGUAAACUUAAAGGUUUCGGACUAGACCAAUGCCUAUGUGAGUGGUUUAGGGAUUACCUAAUGGAUAGAAGGCAGAAGGUUAGGGUUAACGGUGUACUAUCAGGGUGGAAAGCAGUAUCCAGUGGAGUGCCCCAGGGAACUGUAUUAGGCCCCUUGCUAUUCCUAUUAUACGUUAAUGAGCUACCAGGGAUUCUUACUUCAUCUUCAUUGUUAUUUGCAGACGACAUUAAGAUAUGGAAAACUGUGAACAAUAGCGAGGAUAGGUCGGCCCUACAAACUGAUCUAGAUAAAUUAGCGGAGUGGUCGAACCUGUGGAGUUUGAAAAUGAAUUCUAGGAAAAGCGCAGUAAUGCACUUAGGUCAGAAGUCUUAUACGUCGUACUCCCUAGGGGACACAGAACUACCUGAUGUUAACGAACAGAAGGACCUAGGAAUCAUUGUCAGCAAUGAUUUGAAAACAACUGCAAACUGCAAUGCAGCCGCAGCUAAGGCUUUUCGAAUGCUAUGGGCACUCCGUAGGGCUUUCAAACGAUUAGAUGAGGGCAUGUUCCAAAUACUCUACGCAACAUAUGUUAGGCCUCAUCUAGAAUACUGCGUACAAGCGGCGGGUCCAUGCUUCAAAAAGGAGGCAUAUAUCCUGGAAAGAGUACAGAGAGUAGGAACGAAACUAGUUAGUGGUAUAUCACACCUUCCUUAUGAUAAGAGGAUGGAGCAUCUAAAUCUCUUUCCGUUAUCAUACCGAAGGAAGAGAGGCGACCUAAUUUUGGCUUACCGUAUACUUAAGGGUGACUUAGGAACUGACCUUUCUAAACUUUUCUCUCCUUCUAGGAUACAUUUACGGGGUCACCGCAAAAAGGUGCUCAAACCGAGGACGAUUAAAAUACGUGCAGAAUUUAGAUUCUCUCAUAGAGUGGUCAACGACUGGAACUCCUUACCUGAUUCAGUAGUAACAGCUCCAUCGGUGAACGCUUUCAAAGAGAAGUUAGAUCUCUGCAGAGAUAUAUUUUGCAAGGAUUAACACAGGCCACAAGAGCCUUCUAUCCUUAUCAACUGAAUCUGAAUCUGAAAUGUCUAGACGUCAAAGUGAAAGAAGAUGGUGUAAUGUAUUUUGUGCAUUACCAAGGUUGGAAUAAAAACUGGGAUGAAUGGGUGACAGAGAAACG